Xylaria bambusicola is the source of this 1298-nucleotide messenger RNA. RefSeq lists its product as uncharacterized. NCBI's taxonomy places the organism in Eukaryota, Fungi, Ascomycota, Sordariomycetes, Xylariales, Xylariaceae. The coding region runs from base 45 to 1298 and encodes 417 amino acids. The transcript is spliced from 2 exons. Gene Ontology annotation, biological process: carbohydrate metabolic process. The record is from RefSeq and is a predicted model, not a curated record.
UUUUAACCGAGUUCCUGCGCAAAUAGAUCUUCAGCGACGUAAAGAUGCCCCGAGCGCAACUUUGCUCACAAGGCGCCUUUGGCCGCUUCUUCAGUUGCAUGACACUCAUAGGAAGUCUUAUCCUCAGUUCUUCGCUUGUUAAUGCUGUGGCCGUGCCACCAGUCCGUACAGAAGUGGGAAUUUCGUCAUAUUUUUUCGACCUUAGUCAAGUUCAAUUGAGUGACAGUCGCUGGCUUGACAAUCAAAAUCGAACGCUUACUUAUAUCAAAUGGGUUGAUGUUGAAAGAUUGCUCUAUGUAUUCCGGUCAAGCCAUAAGUUAUCGACGAAUGGGGUGUCGUCGAAUGGAGGCUGGGAUGCCCCUACGUUUCCAUUCCGGUCGCAUAUGCAGGGCCAUAUCCUAACCGCUUGGGCGCAAUGUUGGGCGACACUUCAGGACACGACAUGCCGCGAUAGAGCGACAUAUUUCGUUGCCGAAUUAGCUAAAUGCCAGGCGAACAAUGCGAAGGCUGGAUUCGCAGCAGGUUACCUAUCAGGCUUCCCGGAGUCCGAUUUCACGCUUCUAGAAACCGGGAAGCUUACCAAUGGCAACGUGCCGUACUACGUCAUUCAUAAAACCAUGGCUGGUUUGCUCGAUGUUUGGCGUCAUAUUGGAGACAAUAAUGCAAAGACCGUCUUGCUUUCCCUAGCAGGAUGGGUUAACCAGCGGACGGCCAAGCUAAGUACGAGUCAGAUGCAGAGUGUCAUGAACACGGAGUUCGGUGGUAUGAACGACGUACUUACGGAGAUCUAUUACUGGACAGGUGAUAGUCAGUGGUUGACGGUUGCGCAACGUUUCGACCAUGCAGCUGUAUUCAACCCUCUAGCAUCGAACCAAGACAAGCUUGACGGCCUCCAUGCCAACACUCAAGUUCCUAAGUGGAUCGGAGCAGCUAGAGAGUACAAGCAAACUGGCACAUCACGAUACCUUGACAUUGCGAGGAAUGCGUGGGACAUCACUGUGAACCAUCACUCUUACGCGAUUGGCGGAAACAGCCAGGCUGAACACUUUCAUGCUUCUGAUGCCAUAGCUAGAUAUCUGAGCAAAGAUACUGCCGAAGGUUGCAACACCUAUAACAUGCUGAAAUUAACGAGAGAGUUAUGGGCAACGAACCCGUCUGCCGAUUACUUCGACUUCUACGAGCGAGCAUUGCUCAAUCACAUGCUCGGCCAACAGAAUCCAAGGGAUAAGCACGGGCACAUAACAUACUUCACGCCUUUGAAUGCUGGCGCCACCCGGGGGGUUGGCCCCAUACCAUAA